AAUCCGGUGACAUGCUGAAAACGAAAGUGAAUUAAUUUUCAAAGAAUAAUCAAAAUCAAUCGGAAAAAUGGACGAAUCAUUGAAACAUCACAAUCCGAACCCAGUCAUACGCGCAAAUGUCAUUUCAAAGUUGUUCUUUUGGUGGAUGAAUCCGCUAUUCAAGAAGGGGUAUGCACGUCAGCUGGAGGUAGAGGAUAUGUACAAUGUGACAGUUGAAGAUCAGUCUGACAGACUGGGUGAAACACUUGAAAAGGAAUGGAGAAAAGAGAUGAACAAGUCCAAAGGAGGGAAAAGAAAACCUAGUUUGUUUAAAGCUCUGUUUAGAAUGUUUGGUCUUGAAUAUAUUCUUUUGGGCUUUGUUCUGUUUUUAGAGGAGGCCACAAAGGUUAUACAACCACUGUUACUUGGUGGGUUGAUUCGUUAUUUCACACCGGGGUCCUCAGUGACUAAGAUGGACAGUUACCUGUAUGCAAUGGGCGUGAGUCUGUGUGCAAUAAUGCUAGCAAUUUCACAUCAUCCUUACUUCUUCGGAGUUCAACGUAUAGGAAUGAAAAUGAGAAUAGCAUGUUGUUCUUUACUAUAUAGAAAGUCAUUGAGGUUAAGCAGUGAAGGUCUGGGUAAAACAACUACAGGGCAGAUUGUCAACCUUAUGUCAAACGAUGUUAAUAGAUUUGAUCAGGCUGUGAUAUUUCUUCAUUUCCUAUGGGUAGGACCUAUAGAAGCUAUAGCUGUAUUGGCAAUAUUAUGGCGGGAGCUUGGUCCAUCUACUCUAGCAGGCUUUGCUGUGCUCUUGCUGCUUGUACCAGUACAGGGAUGGAUGGGAAAAUUGUUUUCUAAAUUCAGACAAAAGACAGCAAAGUUUACAGAUGAACGUGUACGAUUAAUGAAUGAAAUAAUAGCUGGCAUGAGAGUGAUAAAAAUGUAUUGCUGGGAAAAACCGUUUGGGGACCUUGUUAAAAAAGUCAGAAGUGAAGAAGUCAAAAAGGUAGCCCUUUUAGGAUACAUAAGAGGCAUGAUCCUUGGACCGUUCUUUUCAUCAGUGAAAUUAAUUGUGCUGGUUGUAUUUUUGACAUUUGUCUACACUGGGGGUGCCCUGCGAUCAGAGAUUGUAUUUGUGGCUGUAUCUCUGUACCAGGUCGUCCGUCUGUCCACAGUUCUCUUCGUGCCAUUUGCAAUCCAGUUUAUAUCAGAUACAAAUGUGACAUUUAAAAGAAUGGAGACAUUUUUACAGUUGGAUGAACUGCCUGAAUCGGAAAGAAGGGAUGAUGAGGAGAAAAUACCUGUGACAGAAUGUCAUGUCAAUAUUGAGAACAUUUCUGCUAAGUGGGACAAGGAAGUAGAACAGUUGACAUUACAGAAAGUAUCUGCUAAAGUGGAGUCGGGCAAACUGCUGGCAGUUAUUGGACCGGUCGGUGCUGGAAAGUCUUCAUUGCUGAUGGCAGUAUUACAAGAGUUACCUCUCUUGGAAGGGAAUAUAGAUGUCAAAGGUCGAAUAGCGUAUGUUUCCCAGCAACCGUGGGUAUUCUCUGCAAGUCUGCGACAAAAUAUAACAUUUGGAAAUAAAUACGAGAGGGCAAAAUAUGACAGAAUACUUAAAGCUUGUGCUUUAAAUAAGGACAUAGAUGUAAUGCCACAUGGGGAUAUGACAUUGAUUGGAGACCGCGGUGUGAGCCUCAGUGGUGGCCAGCGUGCACGGGUUAGUCUUGCACGUGCCCUGUACAUGGAUGCAGAAGUUUAUCUGUUGGAUGAUCCACUCAGUGCAGUAGAUGCCUCUGUAGGAAGACAUUUAUUCGAAAAUGUGGUACAAGGCAUAUUGAAGAAUAAACCAAGAAUCCUGGUUACACAUCAGUUGCAGUUCCUGAAAGAGGCAGAACAAAUUCUCAUCCUGAAAGAGGGAGAGAUGAUAGGUAAAGGAACAUUCCAGGAGUUGUCUAAAUCUGGAGUAGAUUUUUCAUCUUUAUUGAAACAUGAUGAAGAGGAGGAGCAACCCCCAGACAUGUAUGAAUCACAUGAUCCUCAUCAAAGCCACAGUAGAACACGUGACCUACAUUCUAAGUCACAUGAGCAUAUCAAUGGACAUUUACACAAUUUACGGCAGCGAGUUCGUGUUGAUUCUUCAUGUUCGCAUCAUUCUGUCACAGACUCCAUCCAGGGCUCAAUGAUGUCUCUUACUUCCAUCGGGACAGAAUUUGAGGCAGAGACAGUUCAGCUACCAGAAGAGGAAGAGAGACAUGAGGGGACUGUAGGACUAAGUGUAUAUUACAAGUACUUCAAGGCUGGAGCUGGAUUCUUCAAGUUCCUUAUCCUAGUCAUACUCUGUCUCGCUGCACAAGGGGCAUAUAUCUUAAGUGAUUGGUGGCUCGCAAAGUGGUCCAACCAGGAAGAGGCACGGUAUGCUGCCCAGACAAGAGACAGUAUUUUACGUAACGAAUAUCUUCAGCGUAAUGAAACAUACAAUGGUACCAAUAUAACUAUACCAGAUGUUGAUACACAUUUCAAUGUAGCUGUGUUUAGUGGAAUUAUUGGCAGCGUUUUUCUCUUUGGCCUUCUUCGUGCCCUCCUGUUUUUCAAGGUUGCUGUUGAUGCAUCACAGAGUCUACAUAAUAUGAUGUUUGGCAGUAUAUUGAGAUCUCAUAUAGGAUUCUUUGACACUAACCCUGUUGGUCGGGUGUUGAACAGGUUUUCCAAAGAUGUCGGCCACAUGGAUGAUCUCUUACCUAUAACCUUCUUUGAUUUUGUCCAGUGUUCCCUACUUAUACUUGGUAUAGUGAUAGUGGCCGGAGUAGUCAAUCCAUGGGUGUUCAUCAUCGUUGUGCCAUUAAUAGUAUUGUUUGUGAUUGUACGUAGAUAUUAUAUCAGGACAUCAAGACAUAUCAAGAGACUUGAAGGAACUACACGUAGUCCUGUAUUUUCCCACCUGAGUGCCACACUUCAAGGCCUUCAUACCAUAAGAGCAUUUGGUGUACAGGAGAAGUUUACAGAGGAAUUUGACUGUCACCAGGAUCUACACACUGAGUCCUGGUUCCUGUUUCUAUCAUCAUCGCGCUGGCUAGCUGUACGUCUAGACUGGUUGUGUGCUAUGUUUGUAACAGCUGUCUCAUUCUGCUGUGUAUUUGCUGCUGAUAGUUUGAAUGCAGGUCUGGUAGGUUUAUCAAUGACCUAUGCCAUGACAUUGAUGGGUAUGUUCCAGUGGGGUGUUAGACAAAGUGCUGAAGUAGAAAAUCAGAUGAUCUCAGUAGAACGUGUAUUAGACUAUGCCAGCCUACCCUCAGAGGCCCCGCUUGAGGCAGAAGAAGACAAACGUCCACCCUCAAACUGGCCUCAGAAUGGAAGAAUAUCAACAAAUGAAGCUUGUCUAAGAUACUCUAAAGAUGGACCUCUUGUGUUGAAGGACCUUUCUUUUACGAUCAAAGCUAGAGAAAAGGUGGGAAUUGUAGGUAGGACAGGUGCUGGUAAAAGUUCCCUCAUCACAAUGUUGUUCCGACUGGUUGAACCAAACGGGAGAAUCACCAUUGACAACAUUGAUGUUCAGAGCAUUGGUCUUCAUGACCUAAGAAAACAUAUCUCUAUCAUUCCGCAGGACCCUGUGUUAUUUACUGGAAAGUUAAGGAGAAACUUGGAUCCUUUUAGUAACCAUAGUGAUGAUGCACUAUGGAAUUCCCUUGCUGAAGUUCAGUUAAAACAAGCGAUAGAAGACCUACCUCAUGGACUUGACUCUGAAGUAUCUGAGGGAGGGAUCAAUUUUAGUGUUGGACAGCGUCAGCUCAUCUGUCUUGCCAGAGCUAUUCUACGCAAUAAUAAAAUUCUUAUGAUUGAUGAGGCUACAGCAAAUGUUGAUCCAAGAACCGAUGCUCUGAUUCAGCAGACAAUUAGAGAGAAGUUCAACAGUUGUACAGUUCUGACUAUAGCCCAUAGACUACACACCAUCAUGGACUCUGAUAGACUCUUGGUGCUAGAUGAAGGAAAGAUACUUGAGUUUGAUGCUCCAUAUCUUCUUCUACAAAAAACUGGUGGAAUGCUGAGAAAACUUGUUGAACAGACAGGAAAGUCAGAAACUGUACAUCUGGUAGAAAUUGCCAAAACUGCAUACGAAAAAUCACAUGAGAAAGUUGAUAGUAAUGUAACUGAUAGUAUAGGAAAUGAGCUAAACUCAGCUUCAUUGCAUGAUGUUUCUGCCAUAGUUGAUGAAAAUGAAGAGGAUAGAAAUGUUAAUGCAGACACGGUCUCUAACAAAGAGCUGAGUCAUAUAGAUGAGGGUAGUAAUAUAGGUGAAAGUAGUAAUAUAGUUGAGGGUAGUCAUACACAUAAGUCAAAUGUGGGACCAGAAGAUAGCAAGCCGGAAGGUCAACCUGAAGAUGAUAAAGCUAGUCAUAGUGGGGAAUCUGAAGGUGUUAAUGAAUAUACACUGACAGAUAUUGAAGAUGCUAGCAAUGACAACAUAGAAGAUGGUGAAACUGGCGAUGCUGUUGAAUUGCUUGGAAUGGGAAAUAAAGAGAAGAAAGAAGAAAUUGAUGAUACAGAAAUAGUGUCUAAAACCAAACAGGAGGUAGAUGAUAAUGAUGAAACGUCAAAACUUAUACCUGGAAAAGAAAGUACUGAUGCCAAAUGAUAGAUGAUUUUGAAAUUAAAACUACAUUUUAUUGUUGAUCACAUAGAGACUAGAGUCAAACUUCAAUCUGACUAAAGUACAUCUCCUAUUACGCUACGCAUAGGGUCUGACAACGAGCUAUUGAUGGCCUCGUUCUGACAACCCUUCCGCCAGCCAAUCAAAAGCUAACUUACAACAUUCUGCAAGCUUUAAAAAGCCUUGGUUUUAGAUAUCAACAAUUUUUAUGUCGAUAGAUGUCAGAUAGCUGGUUAGCUCAGUCGGUAAGUCACUUACUCUGUAAGCGAGAGGUCCCGGGUUCGAGCCCUGGAUUAACUGCAAAUUUUUCUUACUCUUUGACAUUCGAACAAGUUGUCUGAUUGGUUCAAACGAAAAUAGAUUUGCGAAAAUAAAAAUAGCAAUAUUGGAAAUCCAAAAUAUACAGAAGACGAAUGUGAAUGGGUCGUUCUCAGAUCUUCGUUUAGAAGAUCAAGUACUUUAGUCAGAUUGAGUCAAACUUGUGCUCGAGACCACCAGUGAACAGAGACCAUCUCGCUCUCAACACCACUAGCUUCAUUUUCAGUUUAAACAUUUGACAUGUACAAUGUACUGGUAUUUUGACCUGUAGAACAGAUCACCUGCAAGCAGACAUCAUAUUUAAAUCCACCCAGAUAUGGUCUUUAUAUAAAGGUUAUGCUGUACACAUUCAAAGCUGGUACAAACAUUUUCAUUAUUGUUGUAUACCGUACUUGUAUUUUGACCUAAUAGUAUAUUGUUAAAAACCUGAAACAGAUAUGAAACUCACUUUAAUACCCAUACAUAAUAUUCAUUUUGUUUAUUAUUCAAACAUGUUUCAGUGCUUUUCAGCCUUUUGAAAAAGGUAUUUUUCCUAUACAGAAAUGCUUUAGAAAAUAUGCAUGAAAAAAGCCUAAUAUAUGAAAGGCUAUUUUUAACGAAAUAUAUUUUUACAAAGAUUUAAGUUUAUUUCAUUUUUAUCAAAAAUUUGUAAAGGAGUCACUUUUAACAUUUUAUAUUAUGAAUAUUUUACCUCAUUCCCGCCCAUAAUAGUCAUCAUAGAUUCCAGCCUAUUUUAUUUUGUUGUACUAGAGACAGAUGUUUUGCUACAUGUGUUAAUGAAUUGUCUUAAGGUAGUGGACGCGUAAUGACGAUACAAUUUUCAGUUUGAUUACAAAUUCUCUGUAUGCGAUUUUGACAUUUCCUGAAAGAUAUGAAAAUCCAUGUGACUGCCAAAGUAGAAUAAUGAGAAGAUGUAAUUACACAGAUAUUGCUGAGUGUCAUUACCGGUACAUUACCUUAAGUUACCAUUAUACUAGUCACGUUACUGGGUAAAAUAUUGUCUUUUGAAAGUAUUUUAGAAAGCAUAUAUUCAUGACUUUGUGUGUUUUAAGGUAUUUUUGCCAUUGAAACCUGUGCUUGUUAUUCUUAGCUAGCUGUUUACCGUGAAAUAUUUCAUUUUUUGAGGACCAAGUUGGAAAACGGGAGUUUUUUUUACGUGAAUCUUAAUGAGAGACUACCUCGAAGUGAAAAACACAGAUAUCUUUUAAAUUAACAUGACUGCUGUGCUUUCAUUUUAAAAUUUGGAUUAUUGUUAAGGAAGUUCUGCACAAAGGAUCUUUUUUUUUUCUUCUGUAUAGAAUUUGAUUAAAUCCUGAUAAAAAAGACAGUUGUGUACUUGAUUUUUUACUUGCCUGAUUUGAAAAAAAUUCACCUCACACACAUUUUCUUAUUUGGAGUCUAUGGGAAAAUCAGAACAGAAUUUUUCUACAAUGUAGAUUUUAAUGAAAAUUUCCACAGUCUUAAAUAAACAUAUGGCCUAUAAUAUGGUGAAAUAAAAUGUAUAAGUCUUUGUGCUUGUUAUCGAGAUAUUUGCCAUUGAUUAAAGAGAUCCAUGCAUUUUGAGCUGAUUUUUAAAUUUUUUGAAUUAUUUAACAUGUUAGAUGUUUUAUUAUGAGCUGUGCCAUGUGAAAACCAACAUAGUGGGUUUGUGACCAGCUUGGAUCCAGACCAGCCUGCACAUCCGUGCAGUCUGGUUUGGAUCCAUGCUGUUCGCUUUUAAAACCUAUUGGAAUUAGAGAAACUGUUAGCGAACAGCAUGGAUCCUGACCAGACUGCGCGGAUGCGCAGGCUGGUCUGGAUCCAUGCUGGUCGCAAAGCCUAUAUGUUGGUUUUCUCAUAGCAUGGCUCAUAUCUUAUUUUAACUUUAAAAAGAUUGUAACAUUGCCUUUGUAAUAAAUUUUACUCACCAGUUGCCAAUACUUCAUAAAAUUAUUUUCAUUUUGAUAUGCUGAAUCCGGGCUUUAUUCUAUGUUUUCCAGAUAAGUGACGUUACGCCAUUCCUUCAGGUUUAUGAAAUGUGCAGAACUACCUUAAGUACUGUUUACAAAGAUAUACACUUUGAUUAUAGUAAACUCGUAUCUACAUGUAUAUGAUUUUCGUCUUGUCUGUUGAAUAGCUAUGUACAAAUGCUUGCAUCUAUAAUUAUGAUUUUUAUGUUGUCUUUAGAGUGGGUCUAAGCAUAACUUUACCAUCUUACUCUUAACAGCAUCAUAUUUUUGUACUGCUACCUUUUUUUAACAAUUAUUUUACAUUUGACUUUUACUUAUUUGCCAAAAAUAAUGAAAUUACCAAACCUAAACUUCUCAUCCACAAUUGAUAGAUUUACAGGAAAAUUACUGUAGAUUGAUCUUAUACUAUUUUUCUUUAUUAAUGUAUGUUAUUUAUCCAGCUUGUGUUUUAAAUGACAUUAGGUAGAGGUCUUUAGCAUGCCCCAGGGUAAGAAAGCCAGACUUCCAGAGCUACUGAGCAGCUUACACAUGUUUUCCUUGUCUACAUUGAAAUUAGUCCUUUAAUUCCAGAGGAAAACAUUAUAUGGGUGUGUAUAUUGUCACCUUGUCAAGACAACUGUCAUAGAUUGAGAAAAAAUGUGCCUUUCAGGUUUAAAGAUUGAGUUUGGAGACCAGUCUCAGAUUGCAGAAUUUCCAUUGGUCAGUUACAGUAUUGAUCUCUAAAAGCAGCCAAUCAGACGUUGGGUUUUUAGACAGGUCCCCCGCUCACUUUUUAUAACCUUGGUGGCUCAUGACCAAGGCUGGGUACCUAUGAUUUGCUUUAUUUUAUAUUUCUGAUUUUGAUUUGAUUUUCUGUCAGUAAACACAGUUUAAAGAAGAAAUUCUAUCCGUAAGAAAAUUUUGCCCCAUGUCAAUAUAGACACUGUGGCAAUUGUCCUUGACUAUGAAUAUGACAAAAUGAUGCCUCGGAGUCCUGGUCUUUCCCAUGGACCGAAUUUCUUUAAAUUUUGUAUACUGAAUGCAAAUGAUGGCUAAAACAGAAAUAUAAAUUAAAAUGCACAGUUUCCUUGCCUUAAUCUUAAAUUAUCUGCCCUUGAAAAUUGGAUUUUUUAGUAUUUUCUGAUUUUCAAGGGCAGAUAAUUCAAGAUCAGGCACCGGUACCUAUGAUUUUUAGCUCGACUAUUCGAAGAUAAGGGGAGCUAUCCUACUCGCCCCGGCGUCGGCAUUAAGUGUUAGCGUGAGCGUCGCACAAAUGUUAAAGUUUGCGUACCACCCCAAAUAUUUUCAAAGUGAGUUGAGAUAUUGCUUUCAUAUUUUGCAAACUUGUGUACCAUCAUGACCCCAUUCUGUAAACAGGAGCAGACAACUUUAUCAAGCAUUUUGACUGAAUUAUGGCCCCUUUUCGACUUAGAAUAUGCUUAUUGUAAUGUUAAAGUUUGCGUACCACCCCAAAUAUUUUCAAAGUCCAUUGAGAUAUUGCUUUCAUAUUUUGCAUACUUGUUAACCUUCAUGACCCUAGUCUGUAAAAAGGAGGAGGCAACUCUAUCAAGCAUUUUGACUGAAUUAUGGCCCCUUUUCGACUUAGAAUAUGCUUAUUGUAAUGUUAAAGUUUUACUCAUAGCUUAUAUUAUACUGUCAAGCACUGAGAAUAGUCGAGCUCUUGUUAAUACAUAUUUCCGUUUUAAACUUUAUUCUCAGUCAGUACAAAGUUUAAAGAAAUUCUGUCCGUAGGAAAAAAUUUGCCUAUAUGCAUAAAUUAUAGGAAACUGUCAGAUGUGUCUUUAAUAUUUUUUACAUUAAAUUUCUAUCUAUUUGACACAAGACGUAUUUUGGAUCCAGUAUCCUGUUUGGAUCUUUUUCACUUCUUUUAGUGAAUAAUAAUCUUCUCCACUGUCAUAAAAGAUACUUUUUGUUAGACCAUCUGUACUUCGUUCAGGGUGAGCUAUUAGUAUAGAUGUAUGGUUCAUCACAAGGCAUCUGUCAUCUUACGUCACCAGUUAAGCUUAAAUUCUGAAACUACUAGUCAGAAUAACACCAAACUUGGCCCUCUUUCAGGUUUGUUCAGUGGUUUAGCUUGGCAAGGCCACCAAAAUUAAAAAUUUAAAAACGUUACAACUUUUUCUCUUGAGCCACGUGAUAGAUCUUCACCAAACUUGUUCUAUAGCAUCCUUGUAUGGACCUCUCUCAGAUUUGAUCAAGCAAGUAGUUCUGCUUGUUCCCUUUUAGGGGACAGCAGAAUUAAAGAUAGCAAAAAAACCAAAAAACUUUUCACGACUCCUUAUAAACAGCUUGAACAGUUUUCACUAAACCUAAGAUCUGUAGCAUCCGUGGGAGGACAUUUUUUAAUUUUGUUAAAAAGUUUCAGCUUAACUGUAGGUUGGGGCCACCAUAGCUGAAAAAAAGGAAGUCUUUAAACAGCUUCUUCUCAUGAACCGUUUGAUGGAUCUUCAUCAAACUUAAUCUGUGAGCAUCAUUUGUUUGGUCUCCUGUUUGUUCAGAAGGUUACACAUUUUUGGGCUGGUGCAGCAGAAAAUAGAAAAGACCCUUAAGAAAUAUUUUAAUCUGUACUUUCGCAAAACUUGGUCUGAAGCAAGGUCAAAAUGUCAUGGUCCUCAUUAGAAGAGUGACUUAGGCCCAAAUGGGCCUCUGGUAUAAUUUAAUUCAACACAUAUGACAAAAUUUAAGUGAUGUUUAAUUUCUCCUGCACCAUGACAAAUUUUUAGUUUGUUUGCAGAUUCGCAUAAGGAGUUGGUGUUAUGAAGUUGGACAUGUGCAACAAUAUCUCUAAUUAUUCAUUCACCUCAUUAAAAGAAAUGAGGUCCAGAUUAUAAAAUCGUAUAGUCUUUUUUUCUCCUUUGUUGCUUUAUAAUGCUUUGAAUCAAGACUGAAUUGUUCUUCUGCCAGUAACAGUAUUUAAAGAUUUUUUCUUGCCAUUUUUAAUGAAGGCCAUAAAUUUUAUGCUUGAAGUCUGAAGAGGUAUAUUAUGGAACUUUGUUCUCUUUUAUCAUGUAUAUUUCGAGAUUGUUUUCUCAAGAAUUUUAGCUGAUGCUUUCACACUUUAGCCAAACAGCUCCCCCUUAGUUUUCUACAAUGUACUUUUAUUUUAAAAUUUAUAGAAUAUUUGUUAAUGCAUUGCUUAAAUGUUUAUGUAUAGUCUUAGUUAUAUAUAGUUAUAUAUAGAUAUUCUGAUACAGAAGUUACUGAGCAUUGUUAUUAAGUCCAGUUUGGCUGUUUUAAGAAUGCAGUAUACCUUGUCACCAGGGUAGAUGCAUAUUUGUUGAACUGUUGCAAUUCAUUUUACUUCAUGUAAUACUAAAAUUUCUUAAUUGUUGUCUCUAACCCUUCAGAUACAAUUUUUGUCCAGUUUUGAAGAACAUGACCUUUAUGUGUUUUAUAUUGAAAGAAGGAAAAUGUACUGAUAUUAAACACUUUUCAGCUUAAUUUGGCAUUACUUGUAGAUAGAAGUCUGCAUUGUUGAUAAUUUUAUUUGUAUUCACAUUAGCUUUUUAUUCACAUUAGCUUUUUUAUUAUAAGCUUAAAAUAUAUAUGCUGCUGGGCAUGAGAAACACAUUUUUUUCUUAUUUUUAAGAAAUAAAGAUAAUAAAAAGGAUUUUUGACAGCUUCAUUCCCAUUUUCUUCAUGAAUCAAAAUUAGAGGCAGGUCAAUGUAAUUGUCAGGAGAAGAGUGAAUAUACAAACAUACUUAGUUUGUCAUAAAUAUUGUUGCAAGUUCUUUUGUUGAAUUAAACGUGGAAAUGAGAAGCAAAAACUGUAUACACUUGCCAUGAGAAGUAAUCCAUUUGCAUUUAUGUUGCAUUAGGUAAUUUUACCAAUUAUUUAGAAAUUUGCCUGAAGAAUUUAAUAUGUAAGUGUUUAAUGAUUUGUCUAACAAAUAGUCUUUUGAAUGUGAUACCUUACACUUAUUCUUUAAUGCCAACACUUUACACUAUUUUUUGUAUUCUGACAUGUUACAAUAAUUCUUGCAUGCUGACAUGUUACAAUAAUUCUUGCAUGCACUCAAGCAGUGCAUUUGAUCAGAUAUAUGUUCAUUGCCAUGCCACAUUGUACUAAAUAUUUUGACAAAUUGUUAAAUGAACAGAGUUAUUUUUAUGUGUUAAGAAACUGACUCAUUUGUGAUUGAUUUCAUUCAUGUUAGUGAACAAUGAUUUUCUUAAAAUCUUGAAGACAUUCUUAGUUACCAGAAAUGCCACAUUACCACUACCUGAAGUGUGUAAAAUUCAGCACUUGAACUGUAGUGGAAUCACAAUGCCCUCACAACUGUAAGCAGUAUUUUAAAGACCACCAAGUUGAAUAUGAUUCUAGGCACAAAAUAUUUCUCACAUAAAGGAUGAUAAUGAUGUUAGUAAUAAUUUUUUUCUGUCCUUAAACUUUUAUUCUUGUUGGUUUUGUACAUGUAAAGGACUAUAAUUUGGCAGGUAAUGACACUUUGGGUUUAAUAUUACUUUAGGGGAUAAGGAUGAUUUGUUUGUUUUUGUUUGUUUUGGGUUUAAUGCCGUUUUUUCAACAGUAUUUCAGUCAUAUAAUGGCGGGCAGUUAACCUAACUAUUGUUCCUGGAUUCUGUACCAGUACAGACCUGUUCUCCGCAAGUAACUGCCAACUUCCCCACAUGAAUUAUCAGAGGUGGAGGACGAAUAAUUUCAGACACAAUAUCUUUUAUCAAAUCGUCACGGAGAACAUACGCCCCGCCCGGGGAUCGAACUCGCGACCCCGUGAUCCGUAGACCAAUGCUCUCCCUACUGAGCUAAGCGGGCGGGCCUUGGGAUAAGGAUGAAUAAAUGGGUUAAAGUCACUUUUUCCUUUUUAAUCAAUUAAUUGUUAAGUGUUGUUGAACCUGUAUACCCUUGGUCUAUUAGUGUUUUUGUUUUUUUUAUGAUUUGUAUGAUAUUUCAAGUUAUCAUAUAUAUUUUUCUUACAUUCUCUUUAACUUUUUCUAUUCUUACGUUAGCUUUGAUAUGUCUUGAUCACAUGUGAGGAAGUCAUCCAGCUGGCUUACAGGUCAGUGGUUCUACCUAGAUGCCUUCCUGUGCCUUAAGUAAUGCUUGGAGGGGUGCCUGGGAUCAAGAUUUCCUUAAAUAUUUCUGAAACUUGUUCAUACAUUUGAUUGACACUCUACACCAACCUUUAAGAUCGUGAUGUAUGUUUACACAUCUGCUUUCAUAACAUAGCGUUUAAUUUUAACAGUAGUAUUCCCCAUUUUUUAAAAAAGAAAAUGAAAGCAAGGCUUUUAGUGGGGGAAUGAAUCACAUUUAGUAAUAGUUGUAGUUGUUACUAGGGUAGAUUUUUUGUUUAGGGUGUCCUUUGAAACACCACAGCCUGAUGACAGAAAUCAACUUGCAGUGAAGAAGAAAAACAAACGUUUAAAGUAGUACAAAAAAUAUUUUUUCUGGAUUAGUUACAGUUACAGUUUAAUCUUUACUGAAAUCAUGUCCAUAUAGACCAGUUACAUAGUGAACUGUAUCUCAGUAUCAGAUACCUCUGUACAAUAUACACUUUCAAUUCUUCCUAGCAGUUAACAGUUGAAAAUUAGUACAAUUAUGAUCAGAACUACUUUGUGUGUUUUUGUUGUAAUAGGUGCUUUGUGGUGUUUUGAUUGACCUCUUGUUAGGUUAGGGUCUUGUUACAGUUGGUGUAUUUUAAAAAAUCAUGUAAACUGUGAUUCAUAUUACUGGUGACACAAUUAUUUGAUUAUGGGAGAACAUUAUAACUGAAUAAAUAAUGAAA
This is a messenger RNA of Mercenaria mercenaria, 12633 nucleotides long. RefSeq names its product ATP-binding cassette sub-family C member 4-like. Gene Ontology annotation, molecular function: ABC-type transporter activity; chloride channel activity; ATP binding. Lineage: Eukaryota; Metazoa; Mollusca; Bivalvia; Venerida; Veneridae. Gene Ontology annotation, biological process: monoatomic ion transport; transmembrane transport. Bases 68 to 4609 code for a protein of 1513 amino acids. The record is from RefSeq and is a predicted model, not a curated record. The transcript has 27 exons. Gene Ontology annotation, cellular component: plasma membrane.